Molecule: messenger RNA, 6854 nt
Organism: Amaranthus tricolor (Joseph's coat)
Lineage: Eukaryota; Viridiplantae; Streptophyta; Magnoliopsida; Caryophyllales; Amaranthaceae
Product: guanine nucleotide-binding protein subunit beta-1
Exons: 6
Coding region: 388-1650 (420 amino acids)
Biological process (GO): G protein-coupled receptor signaling pathway
Cellular component (GO): heterotrimeric G-protein complex; cytoplasm
Molecular function (GO): protein binding; signaling receptor complex adaptor activity
Source: RefSeq, a predicted model, not a curated record
UCAGCUAAUUAUCUCUCAGAAAAUGAACUCUUCUUUCUCUCUCUUCUCGUAACCAUCACUAACAAUUCUACUUUUCUCCUCUUCAUUCAUCCUUUCUCUCUCUUCCCUUUUGUAGUAAUUCACGCUAAUUUUAUACUUCGCUCUACAUCUUCCUCAAUUUUCUCGAUUUUCUACUACUUUCUAGGGUUUUCAUGAUGUGCUUUUCAUUUUUGCGAACAUGUUCCUUGUGAAUUUUACCGUUUUUGAUUAAUUCGGCUAGUUCAGCCUAAUCCGAAGCUUGGAACAAGUUAUUGGACUGUAAAUUAGGUUUUGGGGUCGAAAUUGCAUUAUGCAAUGUCGUAAGAGCAACUAGAUUUGUGAUUGUUAAGGUGCAAUAUUUCUCCGAAAAUGGCGGCGGUUGCUGCGACGACGGAAGAGAAGAGAGAGAAAAUGUCGGUUGCAGAGUUGAGGGAUCGUCAUGUUGCUGCUAUUGAACAAGUUAAUACUCUUAGAGAGCUUUUGAAGCAAAGACGACGUCAUCUUCUUGACACUGAUGUAGCGAGUUUUGCGGCCGCGCAAGGAAAGACGGCGGUGAGUUUUGGACAAACGGAUCUUGUUUGUUGUAGAACAUUGCAAGGUCAUACCGGAAAGGUGUAUUCACUAGAUUGGACCGAGAAGAACCGAAUUGUAAGUGCAUCUCAAGAUGGAAGGCUAAUAGUUUGGAACGCCCUAACGAGCCAGAAGACUCAUGCCAUCAAGCUACCUUGUGCAUGGGUGAUGACUUGUGCAUUCUCCCCUAAUGGCCAAUCAGUUGCCUGUGGAGGACUUGAUAGCGUAUGUUCGAUAUUCAACCUAAAUGCCACCACUGACAAAGACGGAAAUCUGCCUGUUUCAAAAGCUCUUGUCGGGCAUAAGGGUUAUGUAUCUUGCUGUCAAUACAUUCCAGAUGAAGAUACCCACUUGAUUACCAGUUCUGGUGAUCAGACUUGCAUUUUGUGGGAUACUACUACAGGAUUACGAACUUCAGUCUUUGGAGGUGAAUUUCAAUCUGGCCAUACUUCUGAUGUCUUGAGCAUUUCAAUAAGCAGAGCAAACAGUAAAAUGUUUGUAUCUGGCUCGUGUGAUUUAACUGCUCGAUUGUGGGAUACUCGUGUGGCAAGUCGUGCUGUGCGAACAUUUUACGGCCACGAGGGAGAUGUAAAUACUGUGAAGUUUUUCCCAGAUGGUAACAGAUUUGGCACUGGGUCAGAGGAUGGCACAUGCAGAUUGUUUGACAUUCGUACUGGACAUCAACUUCAAGUAUAUGACCAGCCACAUAAAGAAAAUGAAGUUCCUCCUGUGACAUCGAUUGCUUUCUCCAUAUCGGGAAGACUUUUUUUUGCUGGGUAUUCAAAUGGUGACUGUUAUGUCUGGGACACUUUACUGGCCAAGGUGGUACUGAAUUUAGGAUCACUUCAAAACUCACAUGCUGGGAAAAUCAGUUGUCUGGGCUUGUCAGCUGAUGGGAGCGCCCUAUGCACUGGAAGUUGGGACACUAAUCUGAAGUGGAUAUUUUGCGGAAUUCUUCUCUCCCUUUGCCACCUUCUCUUCCUGUCAUACAUGGAUCCUAUACAGACUAGGUUUGAAAGUAGAACCAGGAGUUUGCCAUCCCAUUCAGAAAUUUGGAUUUAGAGUAGAAUGGAGGAGCUUUAAUAUGGAAAUCUGCACCAUCGCCCCUGUCUUUCCUGCCCCUUUUCAGGAUAGAAUGAGCUAGAGAAGGGGACAGGGGAGAAGGAAUGCAAUUUCAUACUAGAGUUCCUGUCAAUUUUGUCAUUCUUUUGCUUUUUUAACAUUUUAUUUGUGAUCUUGGGCUGGAAAAGUUGUUUGAAUACAUUCCUUUGAUCACUGGCCUACUGAUCUAAAUUGCACAUUUUGAUUAGUAUAUCACUUCCUAAAUCCUGACAUGUAAAUAUAGUUCGGCUGCUUUGAUAGAUGCUAUGAUAAAUGAUUAUGUGGAAAUUUGAGUGUAAUAUUGUGCAAAUGUCCAUGUAAUUGAUCCUUAUGUAUGUAAUCUAUUUCCGUAUUUAUAUCUUGUUCUUAUGGAAUUCUAUGGAGGAAAUGAUAUACUUUUGAGUGAACCACCUAUAUUGUGGAUAUUGAAACGAAGCUUUCCUAAUAGUGCAAUAUAUACAUUCCUUGUCAUUACGAGUUUACAACUUACUAGUUCAUCAUCAUCAUCCUACUCAGUGUAUCCCAUUCAUAGAAGAACUAUGGACACGAUUUGGGGAGAGGACACCUGCAACUCAUACCCAUAAAGGAGAGCGUGGCCAAAGGAGUCCCCCGGCUCGAAAAAUAUAGAAGACGUAGCUACAUUGGAAAGAUAAAAAAAUAAAUAAAAAAAAAUAAAAAUAAAAAUAAAAAUGCAUAUAAAUAAAAUAAAUAAGUAGAACCAACAACAAAAAGAGAACAAAAACUAAUAAUAAAAGAAACAAGAGAAGCAAAAUGACAAGAUCACCAAAAGGUAAUCUAAGAGGAUAGUCAGUAGUCUAAAACAUGAAUAUGGCGUCUCCAACUACCUCUAUCCCUAAUGAGGCCCUCAGAGAGGUUUAACUCAUGUAAGUCAACUUUUAUUUGCUCAUUCCAGGUUCUCCUGGGUCUUCCUCGACCCCUCUUACCCUCCACUAUAAUGCUUUCUACCCUCCUCACAGGGUCUGCGAAAGUCUUUCUCUGCACAUGUUCAAACCACCUCAAUCUAUUUUCGCGCAUUUUUCCAGAAAUAGGGGCUACUCCUAGUUUGUCUCUAAACUCUUGGUUUCUAAUACGAUCCAUCAAUGUGUGCCCACACAUCCAUCUCAACAUACACAUUUUUGUAACUUUCAUCUUAUAUUCAAAAAUCUUCUUUACAUGCCAACAUUCACUCCCAUAUAGUAGGGCAGGUUUGAUUGCCGCCCGGUAAAUUUUUCCUUUUAACUUGCUCGGGAUUUUCCUAUCACAUAGCACCGCGGUGGCUGCUCGCCACUUGAGCCAACUCGCUUGUAUACGAUGAUUUACAUCUCCGUCAAUCUCCCCAUCCCUUUAAAUGAUCGAUCCCAAAUACUUGUACUUGGUCGUACUUUUAACAACUGCUUCAUCAAUGGUCACCUCUGGUUCUCCUACCUGUGAUGUGCCACUAAAGUCAGCGUAAAUACUCGGUCUUCGUACGACUAUUGCGUAACCCUUUUCCUUCUAAAGCUUCCCUCCACUCAUCCAAUUUAUUACUAACCUCCUCUCUAGUUUCUGCUACCAGCACUAUGUCGUCAGCGAAUAGCAUGCACCACAGUACCGUCUUCCAAAUAGAUUUAGUAAUCUCUUCCAUAAUGACAGUAAAAAUGAAAGGGCUUAGAGCCGAACCCUGGUGUAGUCUCACUUUAACCGGAAAAGGCUUUGUUAUCCCCACCGGUGUUUGAAUGUUAGUCGAAACUCUGUCAUACAUGUACCGUAUAGUCUUAAUGUACACUGAAGAAAUACCUCUAGUCUUGAGGCUAUCUCAGAUGACACGUCGUGGUAUGCUAUCAUACGCUUUCUCCAAGUCAAUGAACACCAUAUGCAGAUCCUUCUUUCGCUUCCUAUAUUUCUUCAUCAGUCUCCUCAAAACAUGAAUUGCCUCAAUGGUUGACCUUCCUGGCAUAAAACCGAAUUGGUUCUCUCUAAUUACUGUUUCCUAUCUAAUUCUCCCCUCUAUCAAUUUCAUUGUGUGGCUUAAAAGUUUGAUACCUCUAUAGUUGUCGCAUACUUGCGCAUCGCUUUUGUUCUUAAACAGAGGUACUAGUGUGCUAUUCCUCCAUUCUUCUGACGUCUUAUGUGUCCUCAAAAUAAUAUUAAAGAGGUUAGUCAGCCAACGAAUGCCCUCUUCUUCUAAACCCCUCCACACUGCAAUCGAGAUGUUAUCUGGCCCGACUGCCUUUGUUCUCCCAUCUUUUUAAGAGCUUCUCGUACUUCUCUUGUGGUAAUAUCACUCGUUGACCCAUAUUCCAGUGGUCUUUGGACGUCAAAAAAUUGAUUUAUCUGCUUCCUUUGGCCCCCUAGACUCAUUGAGUAGCUGGGAGAAGUACUGGAGCCAUCUGGUUUUGAUCUCCUCUUGUCUCAGGAGAACUCAUCCCCCCUCAUCCUUGAUGUAUCUCACUGCCUCUAAGUCUUGCCGCUGUUUGGCCCUAGUCUUCGCCAACAUAAAAAUCUGCUUCUCCCCCUCUUUGGUAUCAAGCUUCCGAUACAAGUCCUUAUAACCACGGUUUUUUGCCUCCGUUAUCGCUUUCUUUGCCUUCCGCUUUGCUUCUUUAUAGCUCACUCUCUUUUCAAUCCUAUCCUUCUCUUCCGUGCAUGCCAUAAGUUCCUUAAAUCUCUUGUUUUUAUCUUUUAUCUUCUUUUCCACCUUAUCGUUCCACCACCAUGACUCUUUGAACACUUUUGGUUUACCCGACGACACCCCCAAGGUUUCUUUUGCCACUUUUCUAUUGGUUUUUGCCAUGUUCGCCCACAUUUCAUUCGCAUCCUCUGACUGACUUGGAAAGCCCAAUAAACUUAUCUUGCUUGACAAGGUUGUGAUCAUAUCCCGUUUGAGGCUUCCCCACAUGAUCUUUCCCCUAGACUCGACCUUCUUCUCUACGAUUUUCUUCCUCAUCCUGAAAACCAGUACUAGAAGUCUAUGUUGGGUGGGCAUCUCUGUACCCAACACCACCUUACAAUCCAAGCAUGAGGCUCGAUCUCCUUUGCGCACUAAGAAAUAGUCAACUUGGGUUGCGUGCCCGCCGCUCUUAUAUGUGGUCAGAUGCCCAUCUUUUUUUCUAAAGAUCGAGUUUGCUAUAACCAAAUCUUUUGCUAGCGCAAAUUCUCCCCAUUCUCAUUCCUUGCCCCCAAACCGAACCCUCCAUGUAUCGAGUUAUAGUUGCCUGCAUCUCUGCCUAUAUGUCCGUUAAAGUCUCUUCCUAAGAAAACUUUCUCAUCUUUCGGGAUAGUUCUCAUGAGGUCUCCUAGGUUAUCCCAGAACUCGCAUUUCACCUGCUCAUCGAGCCCAACUUGGGGCCCGUACGCACUGACAAUGGAUAUGAUCUCUUCCUUUACUACUAUCCUAACUAGCAUAAUCCUGUCAUUACACCUCAUUACUUCAACCAGUUGCUUUAGGAUAUCAUUAGACACUAGGAUGUCAACCCCCUUACGUCAGCCGUCCAAACCUGCAUAUCACAACUUAUAUCCUUUUAUACUUUUUGCUAUUUUCCCCUUCCACCUAGUCUCUUGAACACAUGCUACAUGAAUCCUGUAUUUAGAAAGCUCAUUGGCCGGCUUGAACGACUUGGCUUCUGGGGUACCUAUGUUCCAAGUCCCCACUCUUAGUUCUAGAUCCUGCUUACGUUGCCUCCUCUGACGCCUUCUCCUUGGACCUGACCUCAGGUGAUCAUAAUUGCUUCCUAAUUCUAUAUUCAGCUACUAAGGUAAAGGUUACAAUUAGAUCACUAACAGAGAUCAACACAAAAAAACAAAAAGAUAAAAUAAAAAAUAAAAAAUAAAUAAAAUAAAUAAAAGGUAAGAAAAGAAAAAAAAUAUUAAAUGAAAGAAAACAAAAAGAUUCCUUUCAACACUAAACAAUCAAAAAGCUUCACUUAAUGCAUGUCAUCGGACACUCGUUAUGUACCAAAAGCCUUGUUCAACACUAACCCAAAUUCUCCAAACAAUCUUACUAAAAACAAAUCAGUAUAAGUUAAAACGAAAAUCAAACACCAAUCUAGAGUAGAAAUAUAAAGUAAAAACUAUGUGAACCAUCUACUUGCUUUCAAGUGAUGAUCCAUCUUUUAGCAACUAAAAUCUAUAGGUGAGGUUUUAUCAGCAUAAAACAUCAAUGCAGUUUUUUCAGAUAGUAAUACUAUGAUAAUGCAAUUAUGCAAGUAUGAUUUUAUUUUAAGAGGCAUGCCCUCCCGUGUCCGAUAGUUUGUAUUUAAACAUUGAAGAGCCUUGAAGACGCUUGUCGGUAUUUUCCUUGAUGCGCAAUUUUUGUUUUUUGAUCAAGUAUUACAUAUGCUGGCAAACUUGUUACUUUGAGCAUUGAUUCAGUCACGGUUUGAUUCUCUUCUAGUAAACAAGCCUUCUUGUGUACGAUCAUUUGCAUUUAAACAUUUAUAAGUUGAAGAUCUCUGGCAAUGUUUCCUUCACAACCAGAUGGUAUUUCUAAUUGUUAAGCAUUAUAUAUGCGGGCAAACUCCAAGAUAAUUCGUUAGCCCAAACUUUGAGCUAGUUUUUCAGAAUUUGUCUUUACAAUUUCCAAAAUCUAUCGUCGUUCUUUUGGGUUUCCACCAAUUUCGAAGGGAUAGUUUCAGUCCAUUUUUGACUCUCUAUAAUAAAGUCCAUUAAUGGCCCGUCCCAUUAACUAUCCGUUCCGUUAAUUACCCAUUUAAUACUAUCCAACCAAAAUCCCGCUGGACCAUUCCGCCCAUUAAUCACCUCUACUUUCGGUUAAGUUUGACCUUGUAAGUGAAUGUUGAGUUAGAUGAUUUUUCAGUGUGUUAUAAUUUUUAUCGCUUUUUACAAUUAGAUUUAGAUGGCAGGUAUCUUAGGCACACCGAUAAUGUGGAUACCAUCGUGCUUGAACCUUUGUUCCGUGUUUUCUGGUUGCCCCUUCAUCCUGUAAUCUUUCUCUUUCUUGUUUCGGGGCUUCAGUUGUCUGCUCCUUGCAACUUGCAGUUUAUGGUUAUUCAUAACUGGAUAAGCAAUUCAUGUAAAUGUUAGAUAGACUUGCUGCCCAUUAAAGUUUCUGUUUUAAUGCAAAUAGUAAUCACAACUGUUUCUUUUAGAUCUUUGUGAAAACUAAUAAUUCUGCUUCAUAUAAUCGAGCUUCAUAAUUAGAAAUUGUGUAUGCUCAUUCUCUUUUG